Messenger RNA from Naegleria lovaniensis, 1395 nucleotides. RefSeq lists its product as uncharacterized. The record is from RefSeq and is a predicted model, not a curated record. Gene Ontology annotation, molecular function: FAD binding. The coding region runs from base 1 to 1395 and encodes 464 amino acids. The transcript is spliced from 3 exons. Lineage: Eukaryota; Heterolobosea; Eutetramitea; Acrasida; Naegleriidae.
AUGAUUUCUCAACAAGAAGCGGAGAGAGUUGUAUUGCAAAAUAGUCAAAACACAAAAGAAAUAACGAACAAUUUCGGAAUAAUAGCAAGCGAUGAAAAAGUGAAUGAACGGAGAGUGAUUAAAAUUGCAAUUAUCGGAUCCGGAGUUGCAGGAUUGUCAUUAGGACUAGCGUUGAGAAGAUUCAAUCAAAAUCCAAAAAUUAAUUCAAAAUAUAUCAUUGAGGAAUGUAUCUAUGAGAAAGAUGCUUCAUUUGAUUCACGAGCUCAAGGAUAUGCCUUAACGAUACAAGGAAAUGGUUUAUCGGUUUUGAAAAAAUUAAAACUUGAUCACAAGAUGAAACAACGAGCAGAUUGUAUGAUUAAAUCAAACAAAACGUAUUCCAUGACUCGGGAACAUGGAAUGCAAUUCAUGUCAGGAACAGAAAAGAAAAUGAAGAAAGAUAUGAACUUUCCAUUGCCCAGACAAGAAGUACGAAAAAUCAUGUUAGAGGCCUAUGAAGAAGAAAGCGGUCAAGUUCAGUGGAAUAUGGGCUUACGGACAUUUAAAGAAGAUUAUGAAACCAAUAAGGUCGUGGUUACAUUUGAGAACAAUACAACAAUGGAAUGUGAUUUAUUGAUAGGGUGUGACGGAUUAAUGUCGGCAGUGAGAAGAGAAAUGCAACUUGAUGAAGAUCAAGAUUGCUCAUGCAACGGCUAUGGAGUAGGAGACGGUUAUGGACAAGCUCAAUAUCUUGGUGUGGCCAUGAUUAAUGGAAUUGCGGAUGUCACAAAUAAUGACAACUUACGAAAAUUAACAAAAGAUGCAGUUUUUCAAGUGCUGGAUGGCCAUUCCAGAUUGUUUGUAAAACCAUUUAGCAUGAAUCAAUCCAUGUGGUUAUUGACCUAUCCAUUGGACAUGGGAACAACUGAAAUGGAAGAGUAUCUCAACCACAUUUUGCCUUCCAAAGAAAAGCUAAAAGAACAAGCAAUUGCCAAAGUGGCAACAUGGUCACAGCCAAUUCCACUUUUUAUUGGCAACACUCCUGUGGAGCUUAUUAGAGGGGGUUUAUUGCAUCAGUCCAAACAACUGUCAUCUCUUCCUUCAAACAAAUUCAAAAUGACCACCAUCAUUGGCGAUGCGAUUCAUGCAAUGGCUCCAUUCAAAGGUCAAGGAUUCAACAAUGCAUUGUGUGACGUCGAUGAGCUGGUUGGCCUGCUAGAAAAACAUUUAAUUACUGAUCCUACAUUUUGUUUUGCAUCUUUCAACACUAAAUUCGAGAAGGAGAUGGUGAAAAGAUCUUACAAAUUUCAAAUCAAAUCUAAAAGACUUGUUGAAUUCCUUCAUACAGCAGAUGCAAUUGACAAAACAAAACAUGAUUACUAUUACCAUGUUGAGCAGCAUCAAAAUUUGAAAUAA